Messenger RNA from Schistosoma rodhaini, 1236 nucleotides. Lineage: Eukaryota; Metazoa; Platyhelminthes; Trematoda; Strigeidida; Schistosomatidae. The record is from the annotation of a GenBank genome assembly.
AGGCGUAAGUAAGUAAGUCAUAGGAAAACAAAGCUCUUAAAGUAUAAAAACGAAAAUUUAUUAACCUUCAGAAUUACCUCUUUUCUGUGCAUCAUGAUAUUUAUCUUUGCAAGUAAACAGUCAUUUUUAAAACCAAGUACAUCAGGACAUCGAUUCAAAAAAGUACGUGUAAACAUACGUGAAUCGAUAAAUUUUCAGGUGAAAGCUGCGAUUAGAUUGGAGAAAUUGAAAUCAAAUAAACGAAAGCUUCCCGAGAUGCGACUGUGCACAGUUUAUCCUUUUUCUAUUUUCCUUGCAGAAUAUUACAUGUCUAAUCCAGAAUUGUUUCCGGAUCUACUAUCUGACUCAGUUCCAAAUACCUUGUCACUUGAGACUUUAAUCAGUCAAGGAGCAGAAGCACGAAUCUAUCACACUAAGUUGUUCCAUUCAACAUAUACAUUUCCAUGUAUUGUAAAGGAAAGAUUUGUUAAACGGUAUCGUCAUAGUACAUUGGAUGCUACUUUGUCGAUGCAGCGAAUGCGAGCUGAAGUCAGGCAGCUGUUGCGUUGUAGAGAAGUGGGAAUAGAUGUCCCUCCAGUCCUUCUAGUUGAUGUUCGACGACGUCGGAUUUGGCUCGGUGAAGUUGGUCCAAAUGCUGUCACACUUCAAGAUUGGUUUAAAAAAUUAUCUUCUCUUGCAGUCGAGUCAGAUUUAUCUACCAUGGAUAUCCAGGAGAAAACAGCUUCACAGUUGCGAAAUGUAACAACGGCAUUAGGUCGAUUACUAGCUCAGCUACAUUCUAACCAUAUAAUACAUGGUGACUUGACUAUGUCUAAUAUUCUUGUUCAACAGUUAGAUAAUUGUAACGAAGAAUCCAGUUUUCGGAUCGUUCCUGUAGAUUUCGGACUUUCAAGCUCUUCUUCUGGAUUAACCUCACAGCGUUUAGCAGAAGACAAAGCUGUGGAUUUGUAUGUAUUCGAACGGGCCUUAACAUGUGGUCUUGAUCACAAAGCCCUGUCAAAAAUUACCGCUGCCCACUCCGAUUUAAAUACUCCAGAAUCUCUUCUUAAUUUAAUUAUAAAGUCCUAUUGUGAUAAUUAUGUAUCGAAAAUACUGGAUGAUCAACAGAUAAAGUCUAAACAUGAUAAUACAAAAUCAGGUGGUCAUUUGGAAAAACAAGAAAACGAAGUCAAAGAAAUUUUAAACAAAUUGGAGGACGUUCGACUUCGUGGUCGAAAACGUCUGAUGAUCGGUUGA